This is a messenger RNA of Scomber scombrus (Atlantic mackerel), 2044 nucleotides long. It is a transcript of the gene tmbim6, whose product is annotated as testis enhanced gene transcript (BAX inhibitor 1). Gene Ontology annotation, molecular function: enzyme binding. The coding region runs from base 204 to 917 and encodes 237 amino acids. Gene Ontology annotation, biological process: negative regulation of endoribonuclease activity; negative regulation of apoptotic signaling pathway; cellular response to unfolded protein. Gene Ontology annotation, cellular component: mitochondrial membrane. NCBI's taxonomy places the organism in Eukaryota, Metazoa, Chordata, Actinopteri, Scombriformes, Scombridae. The record is from RefSeq and is a predicted model, not a curated record. The transcript is spliced from 10 exons.
GAGCUAACUGACACGUAAUAUUACCUUCACACACACACAGACAGAGACACACACACAUACACACACACAAAAACAUAAAACAACACAGGAGCAGCAGGAAGGAAAGAAACUCCCAGCUGACAGCUUUGAGUUCACUGCAGUGGUGAGAGAGGAGACAUUGUCUGAUCCAGAAUCUCUUCAGAUCUCAAAUCUUCGGUUCCACCAUGAACGUGUUUGACCGCAACAUCAACUUCGACUCCCUCUUCAAGUUCUCCCAAAUAUCUCAUUCGACCCAGGUGCACUUGAAGAAUGUGUACUCCAGCCUGGCCGUGUGUAUGUUUGUGGCUGCGGCCGGCUCCUACGUCCAUGUCGUCACACGCCUCUUACAGGGAGGCCUGCUGUCCGUGCUCGGCUCUCUGGGAAUGAUGUUCUGGCUCGCCAUGACGCCACACAACCCCGAUACAGAGAAGAAGAGACUGGCCAUCCUCGCUGGAUUCGCUUUCCUCACAGGCGUCGGCCUCGGACCCUCACUGGACUUUGUCAUCAGUAUCAACCCAAGCAUCAUCGUGACAGCCUUCAUGGGAACCUCAGUGAUUUUCGUCUGCUUCACUCUCAGCGCUCUCUACGCCAAACGCAGGAGCUACCUGUUCCUGGGAGGCACUCUGAUGUCCGGUCUCUCCCUCCUCUUCCUCAUGUCUGUGAUGAACAUGUUCUUCGGUUCUGUGAUGCUCUUUAAGGCACACAUGUACCUCGGGCUGAUCAUCAUGUGCGGUUUCGUCCUGUUCGACACUCAGCUCAUCAUCGAGAAAGCCGAGAACGGAGACAAGGAUUACGUCUGGCACUGCGUGGACCUGUUCCUCGACUUUAUCACCAUCUUCAGGAAACUGAUGGUCAUCCUCGCCAUGAACGAUAAGGAGAAGAAAAAGGAGAAGAAGUAGAAAAGAAAAAAGUUUUGAGUUGCUGGAAAUUUUAAAAAAACAAUCUUGUCAGACGGCACAACUCUCGAAACGCACUUGAUACUCUUCACUCUGUCUUCAUUUCUUGAAUUAACUCAUGUGGUCUUAUCAUUAUUAUUAUUAUUAUUAUUAUUAUCACUGAACUUUACCUUUUUAUUUUUUUGAUUUAUUCUUUUUUUUCUGUUCAGACUUACAAACAAAAGGUUGAAUGUAAGUUUUUAUGGCACACUAAUAAUAAUUACAAUAUUAAUAAUAACAAUAAUAAUGCUAGACACUGCAGUGAACAUGCUUGGCCUGUAGAGGGGAGUGUUGCCCCUUUUUUUGAAGACUCCCUCCCUCCUCCCCUUUCCCAAAAAAAAAAACACAGAAAAGCUGAGCAUCACUUCCUGAUUUUCAUAUUACUGUUAUUUAGUGCCAUAAAUUAACAACAUGAUAGACUCCUUUUUUUUCUUUUAUUUUGGCGAGUCAUGUGAGCUUUUUCUGAGACUGAUUCUUUUAUUUUGAAGACAUGUAAUUAACUACUUACAUCCCUUGAUUUUUUGAUUAUUUAUAGUUUGUUCCUUCUUUUUUAGUGGAGAUACAGUAUGGUGUCCCCUUUUUUUUUUUUGGCAACAGAUUUCCUCCUUUUUAAAGAAUUACCCCCCCUCUCUCCUCGAUCUGUAAUUAAUCGUUUUUGUUCCCCUUUUUUUUUUGAAAAUAUGUCGACCAACAUUUUUCUUUUUGAGUAGACGACGCCUGGUAACCACGAGAACCCGUCAGACAUCACGACUGACUCGGGCCAGUCUUACGUUUUAGGAUGUUGGCAGUUGAGAAAGGAGGAGGAGAAAGACGAAGAGGAGGAAGAGUGGGAGCCAUCUGUCCCUUUUUAAAAGACAAGCAAGCCACUACUCAGACCAACUCUCCCUCAUCACCCCCAACUUUGUUAAUUUCCUAAAUAUCUGUUGUCUAGGAAUUAGUUUGCCAAAAAAUGAUGAUGUGAUGUUUAAAGGGUAUGAUUUUUUUUUUUUUUUUUUUUUUUGAAAGUGUAUACUGUGAAGAAUUUAUUUUAUUGAUGUAAAAUUGAAAACUAAUAAUUUGAUACAUUUGCUCAAAUAAAUGUGUUAAACGUA